ACAAAUUUAGUUUCAAGUACAUCGCGAUUUAUCAUUGCUGAAAAAGCACUGUAAUCGUAAGUGGGUGAAGUUCGCGAUAGCAAGGUUACACGGUUACAGUGGCCGGAUCACUGGAUACUCCUAGUCACUAGUCAGUCAGUACUGGCACCUCCACCAUGCAGUGUGUUAUCUUUCUUGUCGUGUUAGUCACCCUGAGUGUCUGCGAUCCUGCAACAUGUGUGGAGCAAACAGGACCCCUGAACCUGGCGUUCUCGAAGAUGGCCGUGUACAACGAAGAGCCGUGCCUGCAGGCGGGCGGCAUGUGCUUGGAGAAGUCCGAGUGUCCCGAAGGGAAGCUGACAGAACAGAAAGGACUAUGUCCUGAACAGCAGAAGAGAGACGUCGAAUGCUGUCUUGAUGUGUCUACGUCCGUGAAAGACUGUGCAGGACUGGGCGGCCAGUGCAGAGACUCCUGUCCGGAGAAUAUACAAAUAAGUCGAGCUGAGGAUUGUGGCACUCAGAUUUGCUGUGCUCUUGUUAAAUAAACAUCGUUAUUAUUU
This is a messenger RNA of Homalodisca vitripennis (glassy-winged sharpshooter), 539 nucleotides long. Its product is annotated as U-scoloptoxin(19)-Tl1a. NCBI's taxonomy places the organism in Eukaryota, Metazoa, Arthropoda, Insecta, Hemiptera, Cicadellidae. The transcript is spliced from 3 exons. Bases 156 to 524 code for a protein of 122 amino acids. The record is from RefSeq and is a predicted model, not a curated record.